UACUUAUUCAAUGCUUCUGUUUCCUCUCAGUGUUUUAUUUUGAAAGGGGUGGCAGGAAGCGGCUCAGAGUGAACCCCGAGUGGGCGUGUCUCUGUGUGUCAUAGUGAACGCCUUUAGACUGCGGCUCUGCGGAGACUCAGCGCUGAUCUGACCGACGACAGGCCCGUUAUCUACCGACUCUUUAAUCCCCGUGUACCGGCUUUUCGUGCGUGUGCAGACCGAUCAUGGCUCACUCCUCCCGGGGCUCCCUGUGCCCGCUGCUCCUCCCGGUGCUGCUGGGCCUCCUGCUGCCGCCGCUCGUCCUCUCUCAGGGGUUUGACCUCGCUGACGCUCUUGGUGAUGAUGACAGUAAACCCGUAACUCCACCACCAAAGCCUGCAGUACCAGCAGCUCCAGCAGGGGGAGCAGGAGGAGACUUCGAUCUGGAGGAUUUAUUUAAAGACGCCCCCACCACUAAAGCUCCUCCUAAAGUCGUCCCGAAUGUCCCCGCCGCCACCAAAGCCCCCGCCAAGCCCAAACCCAAACCAGCUGCUGAUGAAUUUGACCUGGCUGAUGCGUUGGACCCCAACAAUGACAUUGGUGGAAAGGAUAAGAACAAGGGGCAGGGAGGACUCAAUGACGGCGACCUGGCCGAUGUCGGCAAUGACAGAGGCUACCAACCAGACAAAGGAAAAGGUGGACGUCCAGGUGGAGACAGAGAUCAGAUUAAUCAGUACGACGACAACAGUGAGACCACAGCUGAGGUGGGCACCAUCGCAGGUAUUGCGAGUGCGGUUGUCAUGGCAUUGGUGGGAGCAGUGAGCAGCUACAUCUCGUACCAGAAGAAGAAACUGUGCUUCGGUAUCCAACAGAGUCUGAACACCGACAUGGUGAAGGCCGAGAACCCCGAGGCUGUGGUCGCUACAGAACCACAAGUCCAGCAGACUCUCCUGGAGCCGGCCAACGCUGAGCCCCCCACUGAGGAGAACCCCGUCUAACACACACACACACACACACACCUACACACACACACACACCUACACACACAAACACAAACACACACACGCACACACACACACAAAUAUACACACACCCACACACACACUGACAUGAUACAGUAUAUUAAUUUAAUCCUGUAUCACGUCUGUGUAAAUCCUGCAACUCUGAGCUACAGAGGAUGAUGGGAUUUGUAGUCCUCUGAGCUGAAUGUGAACAGAUUUUCCUCCUCAGCUCUAAACAUGGCCGACUGUGUAUGGAACCGUUGCCAAACGUUUGUGUAAAUAGUAAUUUAUUGUUUCCUGUUCGAACACCACUCACAGAGCUGGUUAGCGUGUCGUCUACCGUUAGCCGGAGCUUUGAUGUAGCAUUUAGUUCCAGACACACCGAGGUUCAAAGACUGGAAAAAAUGUGAUGAACUGUGUUUGUUUUGGAGAGACAGAGAGAGAGAGAGAGAGAGAGAGAGAGAAUCCUCUCAGCUCCUGUUGGCGAGUUGAUCAGGACUAAUUCGCUGAUUAAUUGGAUUUGACGACGUUGAUGAGAUUAGCAGAAAGCAGAUUCUGAGACGAUCUUGUAGGAGCUGAUCUCUGAAACACAACCUCUGUUUUUAUCUUUGGGUUUAUUUGAAGGAGUUGUGAUUUUGAAUCAGCGAUAUCUCUAAGUUGAACCUUUGUGACACUUAAAUGAACCCUUCAAGUUUCUUUUUGAUGCUCGAUGAAAUAAGAACAGACUGAGAGAUCCGUUAAUUCCUCAGAUUUCUCUUCGGAGUCUCGGAGCAGCUGAUCAUGAUAUCGGACCCUCUGGGCGUCUUCUGUGAUUUAAAUACCUGAUUCCACAGCAGCUUUUUUUUUAAAGUUGCAAUGCAAGUUUUAAUGUUUUCUUUUUUAGCUGUUUGUCCUCUGACAUUACUUCUGGUCAUUCUCUGUGUCAAGAUGCCAAACUUAACAUGUAAAAAAAUCCAUGAGACCCAAGUACAUUGUCAGGAGUUGACAAAUUAGUUCACCUCAGCACACGCCCAUUACAAUGCUUUCCCAUUGGUUGAUUCUGCUGAAAAGUUGGAACGAUUGGCCAAAAAUGCAAGGUGGCAAAAAGAGGUGCAGGGAUUUGGUGAAUUUUCAGGGAUUGGGUAAAUUUGCAGGUUUGUAUUGAGGGUCUGCAUUAACCUUGUGAAAUAUCUGACUUUUCCCUGAAACCUCUAAAAUGUGACAUUUCUGUUUAAUUUUGUACAUUAUUUUUCUGAGGAGGUCAUCAUCAGCCGUAGUUUAAGUUCAGUCCCAUGUUGACCCACAUGUGUGGCCCUUAAAGGGGCUCCAUUGUUGGCCCGUAGAGUCCAUAACCAGGUGGUAGAUUAACUCAUAGAAGGGGGGUUACAACAGGUAACUACUGUUUACAUCAUGGUACAGGUACAUCAUUAGUUCUGCUCCGUAGUCCUCGUAUCUUCAUGUACAAAGUUGCCUUAUUCACAUUUUGAUCUUUUUGCAGUGAACAAACACAAGGCUUCUGAACAUUUCUGUCUACUUACAACCUGUGACUUUUUAUAGUGUAAAUAAUCUGAUAUUUAAAAAAACAUUAUAGAGUAGAUUCUGUUUUGCAGCUAGUAUUUGAAGAUGAUGCCUAAUGAAGGAAGCCUGACAGGUUUGGUUUUUUAAAGUUACCCGUUGUCUUUGGGAAAGGUUGAGCGGUUUAACGCCAGAUAAAAGUGAAAAAAGGAUUAAAAAAAUUCAGAAGAACAUUUCUGCCGUGUAAUCCUCAGAAUAAGAUGUGAUUCCAAGGAAGACUCUGAACACUUGAUGUAGCAUAAAAAUUAAGCUAGCUUAAUCAGUUUGACUUUUUCUGUCCGUGAAGCGACAGUAAUUGGUUCUUUCAGAAAAGCAGGCGGUCGAGGCUCGAGGCAGAACAUGUUUGAAAUGUGACUUACAGAUAAUUCUAGCUAAUUUUAUUCCUACUUUGCUUUGUUGUGUUAGCAUUGAGUUGCCAGUGUGUACAGAAGAACUUUGAAUUUAACUUUAUCCCAGGGUGGCAGUAUUAAUGACUCCUUCACUAUGAGCUUAAAAAUAAUAAAAACUAACUUCUUUACUGAAGCUAAAGCACAAAUCAAAAUAGCUAAAGACAAUAAUUUAAAGAUAUCCUGUGGAGUUUUCUGGUCAAGAAAUAGUAACAAAGUUCAGGCCAAGAAGUGCCAAACUGCAAUUCCUCCAGUGUCCACUAGAGGCUGCGUCCUGCAGUGAGUCAAUACCCAUAGAGCCCAAUGUUAAAAUGUCGAUACAGGAGAAAUAAACAUGUUACAGCCUGGAAAUUGACCAGAUUUGUUGUCGAGUUUCACAUCAGUUAAAUGAUGAUAAAGCUUUGUAAUUCGUAUGAAUAAUCUAAAGUUUGAUAACGAAGCAUUUGCUAAACCCUCAUUCCUUCCAGCUUCCCCUGGAGUCCUAAAGAAACAGAAAACCAAGAAACCAGAUAUUGAUGGAGAAAGUUCCAAACUCGAGGCUUCAAAACAUCGGUCCAGGAACUACAUUUGUUAGCUAGCUGUCCCAGGACAUUGUAAGAUUCUUAGUGUUUUACUGCCACCUACUGGCUAUCAGUGGAACAGCAUGUUGACAGUAGCAGAAAUGUUUCAAACAUGCACGAGAUGCUAACAAUAACGUCACGCUGUAAUAUGUUUCUCCAUCGUGGUCAUGUAGCGAUAAACUCCACAGGGUACCUUUGACCUGAUUACUCGCCCAAUGACGCGCUGACAUUAAACAAUUUUUUAUGAGUGAAUUAAAAACAUGCACUUUAAAAACUUGGAUUUUGGAAUUUGUCAGUAAAUUCCAUUUAAUCCUUGAAAAAGAUUACAUUUGGAUGUUCGUGCAAUCUUCAAAAUUCUGUGCAAAAUUUCCUGCACAGCCAACCGAACCAAACUUAGCGAGUGUGAAGGUGAGGCGUUGGUGAAAGGAGAAGAGUUGUGCGGUGUGUGAAUCGUUGCCAUACAGACGAUCCUGUUUGAGAUUAUAACCGUUUUAAAGAUGUAGACCUGUGCUUUAGCUGUGUAGAUGACGUUAGCCGCCGUUAGCUGUAGGAUGUUGAAUAGUGUCAUAACUUUUGGAGAGUUGUUGGUUGUACAUAUUGUCGUGAGCAGUUCUGUGUUUGUACUGUUAGCAGAGCAUCAAUAUGCUCCAUAUUAAUCUUUACUCUUUAGUGUGUGUGUGUGUGUUUACACUCUUCACUCGCUCUUUUUACACUUUGUAACUGACUUGACUUUUGCUAAAAACUUUGCUUACCUUUUUGUAGAUAGCUAGAGCUUCCUGUUGAGUGAGCUUGUGCCGUACAGCCGGUUGGACUCGUGGAGUCUUGAUGAUCCUGAGUGAGAAAGCUUUGAUUUGGAGACCUGGGCUGAUUCUGAAAUCAUUCACUGUGUUCGUUAUUGUCUGAUAUCAUGUCUGUCUGUCGUUUAUGGCACUACUCCACAACUCCAUGUAGCAGACUCAAAGGAUUCUGCAAUGAACAUGGCGUGUUAUGCAAUGAUCCAGUAGUAAUGCAUGUGCUGUUGUUGUAAAGAGGCAUCCAUUUACCAGCUGAUCUAUGUUACAACCCUCACCUGUAGUCACAGCUUUGGAAAGCUAUCAAAAGAGUGAGAUGACGGGUACAAGCAGCUGAAAUGGGCACUAGAGAGAGGGUAAGGAGUUCAGACAUCCGAGAGGAGCCCAGAGUAGAGCCGCUGCUCCUUCAUAUGGGAAGGGGCCAGUUAAGGAUUUUCAGGCAUCAGAACAGGAUCCUCCUGGACGCCUCCCUCUGGAGGUUUUUGUCCAACUGGGAGGAGCCCCCAGGGUAGACUUCCCCCCGGGGGAGAUUAUAUAUCCCAUCUGGCCUGGAAACACUUCCAAUUCCAAUUAUUCUACUGUAGCUGGAAACAUUGCUGAGGAGAGAGACAUCUGUGACUCUACCCUGGAUAGGCAGAAGAAAAUGGAUGGAUGUCAUGUAUGUUGGAAGGUAGUUACAGGAAAGGUGUGAACUUCAUCUGACAAGUUUCCCUAUUCCAGUUAUGACCUCCGGCCCUAUAAACGAUUCUCGCCCUCCAUGAUGUGGUUUCUGCCGGGGCUUGUACCUGCAGUUUUUCUCUUGAAACAUGGCUGGAUCUUUGGUGAUAAUUGGACUCUGCCCUGUUGUUGCCUUGAACUCUGAUUCCUCUUUAAAAAAAACACUGAACACCAGAGGGCUCAGGCUUCUCUUAGAUGUGAAGAGCAACGAUAGUUUAGGAAGCAUCACGUGACAGGAUUGUUGCAGUAUUCAGCACUUUCAUUGUGGGAUGCAAACCAAACACCACCAUUGGUAUUGAGUAGUGUGACAGAUCAGUCUGUAUCUGCAGAGUGAACCUGUGAAUGAUUCUGGAUCUUUGCUCGUUGGUUGAUUGAGUUUAAUCUCUUGUUGUCGCGUGUUGUCGCAGAUACUGAGGGAGGAGUAUGUGUUGUAUGAGCUGUAAAUGGUGUUCAGGGCCUAUCAAAAGACAACAUGCUGCACAGUCCUACUUGAAUACCACCCCCUGGUCUCCUCUAUGUUGCCUUGGAAAAGCAACCGCUUCUACCCAUGAUCCUUUUUGCCACUCCUCCUCUCAAAGUCCUCAAAAGCUCCAGCUGUCAGUCAGUCGUCUUACAGUACUGAUCUCAGAGGCUGGUUCCACAGAUCCUGUUCCCUCCUGUCUACCUGAGUAGCGGAUGGAUUAUAGACUAUGCACUGAUUCGAGUCAAACACAAGAGCUACAAAGUCUUUCCCUUUAGCUCGCUAGUAUGCAAGCUGCAAAGGAAAACUGCAUGCCGUUCCAUUUGCAUGUUCCCUAGAUUGAUAUUUGCCUGAAUUUAUAGCAGAAAAAGUUGACCUGUUCUGACUGAUUGUCUGGUUUGGACCACUGCUUACCGCUUUUUCAUGUUUACACUGAAGCGUCUACUUUAGACAUAUAUCAAUGGCAUCUUCAUAUUUGUUAGCAAACUCAGACUGGAUGCAUCGCGCUGGAUUUUCCAACGUACAAUUCCAGCUAUAAAGGCCGCUCAAUCACACUUUUACAAGUGUGCAAACUUAAAAUCAGAUACCCAGUGUAAUGUGUCAAAACUCUUUGAGUUUUGGAAUGAUCAGUCUGAUAGAUCUUUUUGAAACCAGCCCCUCAGAGAUCAGUUGUAAACCCUGAAACAUCAUUCUGUACUUGGCAAAAGUGACCAAUGGUGUUCAGUCUCAACAACCACAGAAGGAAACUUCUGGAGAAGCUGAAAUCAAAGACUGUUCUUCUUUGAGUAACCCAACGUCUUGUCGAGCCGCUGUUUGAACUGGACUCGUGUCUGAGAAUUCGGGACGAUGAGAGGUUGGAGUGACGAGAGGAUCUGCUCACCUUUUAAGAGUUCUGCAUGAAAACCCUUGCCCUGUCAGCUGUACUUUCAAGGUGCUCCUCUCUUUGCCUUAUAACUGCACCGUCCCACAGAGGGCGACCACAGUACCCAUUGUUCACCUGUAGCUGCACCUGAGCUGGAGCGCCACCCACGACUUUCAGCUCCUCUAGACGGGUUUGUUGGAGGAACUGGUGGAGUGAAAGGUGUGGGCGUGUGGUCGAGCUCAGUCUGUGAGCUGAACUUCACACAAAUCAAACACUAAUUACAAACCUUUCAGUUUAAUGAAUGUAUUAAAUAUCCAGCAAAAACCUUUGGCUUGUAGCAAAAAUAAAAAUUCACCAAAGAUGUUGCAUCGAUGGAGAUUGACUUUGCCUUUUUGUAUUUGGAUUGGAUAUCUGUUUGUAAGGACAAGGAGUAAAUUAGGCCUUAAAUCUGAAUGUGUUUGGCACAUAUGAAUAAGUUUGAUGUUUGGAUGAACACCUGAUGGAUAAACGUAAAGCGUUAGAAUGUUUUUACGUCCAGGAACAGAUGAACAAGUGCACCGGAUAUCUUAGAAAGACUCACCUGUACAAUAACCACUUAGAAACACACUGUGUCACUUACUGGUGACACUUUGGAUGUUUAUGCUGCUCUCAGAUUCACUGUGGAAACUCAUCCUGGUACAUGCUAACCUGACCAUACAGAACUGUGCAGGUGUGUCCAGGUGUUUGUGUACCUGUAGAUUGCUGACAUGUUCUGUAAAGGGCUUGAGAUGCUAGAUUCUCUUGUGGUGACGGUUUACGCCAUUGGUCUGGGUUUUGGGAGCGUGAAAGGUUUAAAAAGCAACAGCGGUGUCACUUGACAAGUUUUAGGUCCCAUAAAGGUUUGUGGCAUUUUACUGAGCGUGCUCAAGGCUAACCAAACAAUGAGACUCCUGAUCGCUUUUUCACACAGUACAAUCAGUGGCAGCUGAUAUCUGCCAACCCAAUUUGGUAAACGUGAGUUUGUCAGAUUACCCCAAAAAAGGUUUUUUCAAAGAGCAAAGACCAAACUGUCUGCCGACACAGUGAUUGUGCAGCAGCAGCUUUCUGGGCUAGUUAGCCAACGCCAAAUUCCUCGGCAUGACAUCAUUAGAAGCUAAAACUUAAUAUUUAUAUUCUCCUUGAACUAGAGGUCAGUUCGUUUAUUGCUGAUGUGAGAGCAGAUUCACAAUAUUCUUUACCAUUAGACCCACCCCUAAAUUCUAAAAACGUUUUUGAUUGGCCCACGAUUGAUCUAUAGGGGUAACCUUACAUUCUGCACGCCAUGUGCACAAUCAGUUGACACAACAAUUAAAGAUUGUGACCUGCAGACGUGGGAACCAGAUUAACUGGUCAGUUAAACUUGUUUUAUUAAAGUGAGUCGACAAUGCUGGUUAAAUGUUGUCUAAACUGUAACGCUGCCAUCCGCCACUAGAUGGGGCUAUAGCUCCAGUCAGUAACUACAGUGAACCAAUUUGGCGUUGUUUACCCGAAGAUUAAUCAGCACGUCACAGACUUUAAGAAGUGGGGGUGGACAAAGUUAUGUCACCAAUCACUUGCGGGUUAACAGUCGUAUCUGUAAGUCAUCUAACAAUCAGCUACAAAAGCGGCUAGCUGUCGAUGAUAUUUAGCCUGUUAGCAUGUUUUUAAAGUGUCUCCAGACUCUUUAUGGGACUUUUAGUUCGAAGUCAGACAGCUGUGCCUGACUUCUGCUUUGGUGGAUGUGUUCACAUGACCCCUGACCUCCUGUCACUGUGUCAGACAGCCAGCUCAGACCUUGAAGCAUGUGAUCUGUGUGAGCUAACUGUCUGAGGUGUGGCCCUGCAGGGAGCUAGCUGUCUGAGGUGUGGCCCUGCAGGGAGCUAGCUGUCUGAGGUGUGGCUCUGCAGGGAGCUCUGCAGAGCUGCAUACAACACAUACACAUCUUGAUGUGGUCCCACAGUAUCCUGUCCUCACUCACUAGUUGAUGCAUGCUUUUCUCUACAUUCUGUAUUGACACUCUUUCUGACUACUGAAUGUUGGACAGUUUUCUCUGCUGGAGGUAAUCAUAGUGAUCUCUGCUCUCUGUAUUAUUAUUAUGACUUAUAUAUCACUCUCUGGAAACAUGUUAACGAUACUUGUUACUAAUAUGAACCAAUAAAAUAACUUGAAAAGACAA
This is a messenger RNA of Labrus mixtus (cuckoo wrasse), 8483 nucleotides long. RefSeq names its product CD99 molecule-like 2 (gene cd99l2). The transcript is spliced from 10 exons. Bases 225 to 977 code for a protein of 250 amino acids. The record is from RefSeq and is a predicted model, not a curated record. NCBI's taxonomy places the organism in Eukaryota, Metazoa, Chordata, Actinopteri, Labriformes, Labridae. Gene Ontology annotation, biological process: positive regulation of neutrophil extravasation; T cell extravasation; homotypic cell-cell adhesion.